AUGCGAGGCGAAUUUUUGCAGUAUGAACAGACUGGAUUUUUUGCGAAGUGGCAGCAAGAAUUUUUCCCUCAAGACAACGAGUGUACUCGUCCGAGUCCAAGAGGUCCGCGUAGUCUGGGCCUCGACGAUUUAGUGGGAUGCUUCACACUCCUUGGGACUCUUCUAACGUUAGCAACCAUCGUCUUCGUUGUGGAACUCCUGGUGAACAACACUACCCUGUGCUUCUCGUUUCCUCUGACGUUCUUGCCGAAUCCAGCUCUGAGACGUCCGUGUUCACAGGAGAAAAGGGUAGAGAUGCCACGCAAAAGAGCUUGUAUGUUCAAUGAUGCUUUUCGAGAGAAGAAGAGGGAGUGUACGAAUCCAGCUCUUAAGACGUCCGUGUUCACAGGAAGAAAAAAGAAUAGAAGUGUCACGUCAAAAAGCUUGUUUAUUCACUGAUGCUUUUCGAGAGAAGAAGAGGGAAUGUAUACGUCAUUGAAUCUUGUUUGUUUGUUUUUAUCUACGGGUUUACAGUGAUUACCAUAUCCGCUGUUGAUAAGCUGACUACCUGCCGUCGAAAGAGUGAAUGUGAUGUGUGUUUAUUGACUUACAAAAAUGUUCAGUAGAAUAACGUACGUAGGAAAAUCUGAUAAUGGUAUUGUUAUUACGUGUACAUGAUGAUACGGAAAAACACAUUUUGUAUUUCCGUUUGUUUUGUCGACAUCGCCUUUGUGAUAAGAAAUGCCUAAUUAAGAUAAUAAUAUGAGAAUGCUGUAGAUAUAAUAUUAGUUGUAACAUUGACGAUUGUUGGUUUACAAUGCAAGUGAUGAUUAAAAUGAUGCGCAACAGAUCGACACCUUUGUAUUAAUGGGCAGUCAUCGAAUGAACAUUCAUGUCAUGGAACCAUUUUUUUUCUCUAGGCCUACCUGAAUGUUAUUUCUAAACAAUAACCUGGAUAGAUCUU
This is a messenger RNA of Penaeus vannamei (Pacific white shrimp), 943 nucleotides long. NCBI's taxonomy places the organism in Eukaryota, Metazoa, Arthropoda, Malacostraca, Decapoda, Penaeidae. The record is from RefSeq and is a predicted model, not a curated record.